Molecule: messenger RNA, 642 nt
Organism: Drosophila bipectinata
Lineage: Eukaryota; Metazoa; Arthropoda; Insecta; Diptera; Drosophilidae
Gene: Mettl5
Product: Methyltransferase like 5
Biological process (GO): rRNA methylation
Molecular function (GO): rRNA (adenine-N6-)-methyltransferase activity; nucleic acid binding
Source: RefSeq, a predicted model, not a curated record
AUGGCUCGUUUAAAGCUGAAGAAGCUGGAGGAGUACCUGCAGGGUGUCGACGGUUUUGAGCAGCCUAAGAUCCUUUUGGAGCAGUAUCCAACGCCCCCACACAUCGCUGCCUGUAUGAUACAUCAUAUGCAAUCUCAGCAUGAGGACAUAGAGGGGAAAUUGGUGGGAGACCUGGGUUGCGGUUGCGGAAUGCUUAGCAUUGCGGCUACUUUCUUGGGGGCCCAGCUCACAGUGGGUUUUGAAUUGGAUGGCGAUGCAGUUGAUACGUUUAGGGGUAAUGUACAGGACAUGGAGUUACCGAAUGUGGAUUGCGUACGGACGGAUGUCCUGCAGUUGGCUGGCAGCAAGUGGGAAAAGACUUUCGACACUGUGGUCAUGAACCCUCCAUUUGGAACUAAACACAAUGCCGGUAUGGAUAUGCGGUUUCUGGAAGUAGCUCUAAAGUUGGCAACCGGCGCCGUCUACUCCCUGCACAAGACCUCUACACGUGCCUACAUUCAAAAAAAGGCCCAAGAGUUGGGUGCCCGAGCAACGGUGGUCGCUGAACUUCGCUAUAACAUCGAUGCUAGCUACAAAUUCCACAAGCAAAAGUCCAAAGAUAUCGAAGUGGAUUUUUGGCGAUUCGAGAUCUGUAAGAAUUGA